This is a messenger RNA of Gloeophyllum trabeum ATCC 11539, 2041 nucleotides long. RefSeq lists its product as uncharacterized. The transcript has 4 exons. The record is from RefSeq and is a predicted model, not a curated record. Lineage: Eukaryota; Fungi; Basidiomycota; Agaricomycetes; Gloeophyllales; Gloeophyllaceae. The coding region runs from base 185 to 1885 and encodes 566 amino acids.
CCCCUGCCUCCAUUGCACUUUUUGCGAUACUUCACACUCGUCGACCAUACCGCUGUGAACAACUCGGUACUGAAGCAGCUGUUGCCACUCAGUCUUCAGCUCUCGUUCGCAUCAAGUUAGUCAAUCCCGAGGCUGCAACCGGCUUCAACCAGAGUACUGACCGCUACGGUCCAACUCAUUGAGCAUGCCUCCACGUUCAAUUACCGAGCUCAGCAUGCCGCACCUUCCUGAUCUCAGCCUCCGCCACCUUCCAGACCUUUCCGAUACUUCAUUCCAAAUCCCCGUAUCCAACGGCACAGAUGAGCUUCUCUUGGCUGAUCCCAGCGGCGAUUUUCUGGCAGACGCGGAUAGCCUCGGCACACCCAUUAUGCCAAAGAAGACUCACGACGCUCUUCGUCUCAGCGAUCUGACCCCUCGCCCCGAGUCGAAGCAAAUACUCCCGCCCUCGCCCCGCGCGGUAUUGGAGCAGCCCACUAUACACGCCGUGUCUCGCCCAUCAAAGACCAAGUCGAAGCCGACUGAGAGUCGGGAAGCCUCGACCUCUGCUCUUCGCCCGUCGGCGCAGGACCAGGACUCAGUUGGUGCCGACGACAAGGCGGCUCCGAUUAUAGAUCGUCCCGCCAGGAGGCGUCCCGGAAAUAAACCGGCGUUGACUCGUAAGCACCCUGGAGGCAGCGGCGAUGCUGAAAGCAGUAAGCAGGCAGUCUACAAGAGAGGCGAAAUAAUCGCCGAUGCCCCGUCUUCUGCGAUAUCGGAUGUGCCGCCUACUAUUACUGCCGUCAGACCAGAAGACGGCCAUGGUACUACGCCGUCGCAGGUGAAGAAAGCCACGAUGAAGUCGGACUUCUUGGAUGCGUCUUUCGGAGAUGUCACCAUGGAUGCUGCCGUCGGGGGAGCCGCAGGGCGACUCCUCAUGUUUAGUCAGGGGAUUAUGCAGUCAAUGACAAUGGGUGGAGGCUAUGGCGAUGAUAGACAGGCCAUACAAGUGGCAGACACCGACGCGCCUCCCGCUACACGUGAUGAUCCUCUCACUUUGUCACAGCUGUCUCCGAGAAAGAAGGAAGUUGGACAACCUCAGGAACCGAUCUCCCCGAUGCGCACCUCGAAUAAGCGUCCCCCUUCUCCCCAAUCAAUUUUGGAUUCUUCCGAGCCUCGCAAGAGGGAGAAGAGACUGCAUCCAGGGAAGCCAAAGUCCAACGCGGCCUCUCUGAAGUCGAGUAGGGACAAGGUCCGAAAGCCUGCGUCUACUCGUAGCAAGUUCAAGAAUAGCAAAGAGAACGCGCUUACUCCGGCCCCGCCGAGAGAGCAUUUCGACCACGAUCAAACCCGUGAACGUGUCGGGCGUACCUUGGAUACCCAAGCGCACAAAGAGAAAGAUAGUCACGUCUUGGCUAUUGGUCAACGCUCGAUCAGUGAUAGACCGAACAACCAACUACCUCCACCGAAGGCCAUCCAGCCGAUCGAGUUUAACUUCAAAUCCGAGCUACGUCUAGAAUCCCGAAAGGCCCAACAUGAGGAAGGGUCACGAAGUACGAUGAAGCGCUCUGCAAGCCGCUUCUUUCACCCCGUUCCAGAUUUCAAAGCUCUCCAUGCCGCCCACGAAGCGUCUGUGGCGGCUCGUAAGGAGCAUAUCGCGCCCGUAGUUUCCCAGCCCCUCCAGCUCAGCACCGAAAUUCGAGCGAAAGAAAGAGAGAAAUUCGAGGAAGCGAGGAGGGCCAGAGAGCAAGAAAUUGAAAGACAGAUGGAAGAAAGAAGGAGGCAAAAGGAGUUAGAGGAGGAGAAAGAAAUCCGAGAACUGAGGAAACGAGCUGUGCCGAAAGCGAACGCGAUCCCGCAUUGGUAUGCGGACGCGCCGAAGAAGAAAGGAGGCAGUGUCGGGAGCUAGAAGCAAGUUGGGGAAGGUCGCCUGAGCGGACAGAUGUCGUGCUGCUCUGAUGUCACUGUACUAGUAUGUUCACUACCCUUUCGUGUCAGCGUUGGUCUCCUUUCUGCGAGCUAGUGCUAGUGAGCGGCUUAGAAGCCAUGUUGAAGAUGUCACCGG